Messenger RNA from Tachysurus vachellii, 3248 nucleotides. RefSeq names its product transmembrane channel-like 2a (gene tmc2a). Gene Ontology annotation, cellular component: plasma membrane. Gene Ontology annotation, molecular function: mechanosensitive monoatomic ion channel activity. The transcript has 20 exons. NCBI's taxonomy places the organism in Eukaryota, Metazoa, Chordata, Actinopteri, Siluriformes, Bagridae. Gene Ontology annotation, biological process: detection of mechanical stimulus involved in sensory perception of sound; vestibular reflex. The record is from RefSeq and is a predicted model, not a curated record. The coding region runs from base 1 to 2808 and encodes 935 amino acids.
AUGGAUAUAAGGAGUCAGUUACGGGAUAGUAGUUGCACACCUCAUACUGGGGGAAUGUGCCAGACUGUCUGCAGACAUAAGAACAUCUACCCCAUCCUGACCGACACGGAAAAGUUCAAGCUCGAGGACUUUCAAAAUGCCAAAGAAAAGCGAUACAGCAAAAUUAACAGAAGGUUGGGAAUAGAGAUUGAUGGGAUAGAAAGUGCUGAGGACGACAAAAAAGGCAAAAACAAAGGCAAAAACGAUAAAGCAGCUGCAGGCAAAAAGAGCAAAGCUGCCACCAGCGAGGACGGUGGAGAUGAGGACGAAGAGGCCGAACGGCCUAAAGGUCGCAAGUCGGCCAACAGAAAGAAAGCAUCUCCGAGAGUGGCCUCGGAGGACGACAGCGAUUACGACAUUCCUCCGAAGAGAUGCGCAGGAAACCGGAAGAGAGGAAAACCAGCAGCAUCCAAAAACAAGAGAGGCAAAAGUUCCAAGAAGAAGAGCAGUAGUGAGGACUCUAAGUCAGAGGGGGGGGAGGAGGAGGAGGAGUCCAUGUCAGAGGGGGAGAGGGCUCGGCUAAUGGAAGAGGUGGAGGAAAAGAAGAAGCUGAUCGCUAACAUUAGGAGCAAGCCGUGGAGGAUGAAGAGGAGGCUCAAACACCUCAAGGAAGCGCAGAUGUUUGUGGAUAAGUUUGAAGGAGCUUUGGGCAAAGGGAAAGGCAAGAAACUGUACGCCUUUAAAGUCAUGAUGACGAAGAAAUGGAUCAAGUUUCAGCGAGAUUUUGAUAAUUUUAAGACGGCCUGCAUACCCUGGGAACGGAAAAUCAAAGAGGUUGAAAGUCACUUCGGUUCUUCAGUCGCCUCCUACUUCAUCUUCCUCCGUUGGAUGUAUGGCAUGAACCUUGUUCUCUUCAGUUUGACCUUUGGCCUGAUUGUGAUCCCUGAGGUUCUCAUGGGUCUCCCUUAUGGUUCUAUUCCUCGAAAAACAGUGCCACGAGAGGAACAGGCCAAUGCGAUGGACUACGCCGUUCUCACAGAUUUUAGCGGUUACUGCAAAUACUCUGUGUUAUUCUAUGGCUACUAUAAUGACCAGAGAACCAUUGGCUUCCUGAAGUUUCGACUCCCUCUGUCCUACCUCAUGGUGGGCAUUGGGAACUUCGGGUAUAGCCUGAUAGUUGUGAUCCGAACGAUGGCUAAAAACGCAGAUGUAGGGGGUGGGGACAGCGAGGACAACGAGUUCACCUUCGCCUGGAAGAUGUUCACCAGCUGGGAUUACCUCAUCGGCAACGCAGAGACGGCCGACAACAAGUUCGCCUCCAUCACCACCAGCUUUAAGGAGUCCAUCGUAGAUGAGCAGGAGAACCAGAAGGAUGAGAACAUCCACCUGAGGAGAUUCCUGCGUGUAUUGGCCAACUUCCUCAUUAUCUGUAUCCUAGGAGGCAGCGGAUAUCUCAUCUACUUUGUGGUCAAGCGCUCGCAAGAGUUUCAAGGCAGGGACGACCUGAGCUGGUAUGAGAAAAAUGAGUUGGAGAUUAUAAUGUCUCUCCUCGGAUUGGUGGGCCCGAUGCUGUUCGAGACAAUCGCUGAGCUGGAGGACUAUCACCCCCGUAUCGCCCUCAAGUGGCAACUAGGACGCAUCUUCGCCCUUUUCCUGGGUAACCUGUACACCUUCCUCCUGGCUCUUUUUGAUGAGGUCAACGAAAAGCUGGUGGAGGAACAAUCCAUAAGGAACGCCAGCGUGUGGUUCAUGAAGGAAUAUUACGCCAACUUCAGUGCUAAUAACCCAAACGGGACAGGCACGCCUCCGCCUCUCGACCCUUCUGAUGUGAUCCGGGGUCCGUGCUGGGAGACAACAGUGGGGAUAGAAUUUGUAAAACUGACUGUCUCAGAUAUCCAAGUGACGUAUCUGACGAUCCUCAUCGGGGACUUCGUGAGGGCUCUGAUUGUGCGCUUCCUUAACUACUGCUGGUGCUGGGAUUUGGAGGCAGGUUGGCCCUCCUACGCUGAGUUUGACAUCAGCGGCAAUGUCCUUGGAUUGGUCUUCAAUCAAGGGAUGAUUUGGAUGGGAGCAUUCUAUGCUCCAGGUCUGGUCGGCAUCAACGUCCUCCGUCUCCUGACCUCUAUGUACUACCAGUGCUGGGCUGUCAUGGCCUCCAAUGUGCCUCAUGAGCGAGUCUUCAAGGCCUCAAAAUCCAACAACUUCUACAUGGGACUCCUUCUUCUCAUCCUCUUCCUCAGCCUGCUGCCUGUCGUCUACACCAUCAUGUCCCUGCCACCGUCCUUUGACUGCGGACCCUUUAGUGGCAAAGAUCGGAUGUUUGACGUAGUGAUUGAGACGAUAGAAAAGGAUCUUCCUUCGUUUAUGGGGAAGCUGUUCGGUUACGUGGCAAACCCCGGCCUCAUCAUUCCUGCUGUUUUGCUCAUGGUUCUGGCAAUUUAUUAUCUCAACUCAGUGUCCGAAGCCUAUAAGAACGCCAACAACGAGCUAAAAAAGAAAAUGCAGAUGGCAAGAGAUGAGGAAAAGAACAGGAGGAAUAACACAGACAGCACCAAUCAAGUGAUGAAGGAUUUAGAGGAUUUACUACCCAAUCGGCCGAAUGUGCCCGAUUCGGACGAACGUGCAGACAAGCCUGGUGGAGGAAAACCAUCAAAAGUGAAGCCAGGAUCAGCUGCAAAUGGUGUGAACCUGCAGAAAGACUUAUCGCUGGCAUCAGCUAAUCCUAACGCCCGAGGGCCUGUGAACCGAACACCAGGCCUCAGGACAGCGGGGCCUCUGCCUGGGCACCCGGGGCCAGCUCCAGGGGCAGGACAUCGCAGGGGACAAUAGCACUAAACACUAUCACUAGCCACUGGCACUAGACAUACAGACUACCUCCUAAAUAUACUCUAAUUUUCUUCCUGAACCUGUUGAAUUAUUCCUACUUCUUACAAACGAAUAGCGACUCUGUUAUGUUUUAAACACAUGAAGACAGUUUAAACGCUGCAUAUUGCAUUGGGAAUAUGUUUAUCUUUAUUGUGCAAAAGCUUUAGUGUGUAUCUCACACAAUCAGGUCAUUCAGAGUGAUAGAAUUUAAAUCUUAAGCGGAAUUUAAAGCGGCGAUAUGUAACUUUUAAUCAUCACUCAUUGUUAUAACUUGCAUGGCUGAGACAGUGGAGCCUGAUUUGUCAGGUCUUGUGACAUCAGGCAUCUCAUUACUAAUACGUCAUGUAUCACGAUUCCACUGGUUUUGGCACAAAUAAACCGUCUGAUUUAAAUAACAGUGUUAA